Messenger RNA from Protopterus annectens (West African lungfish), 1147 nucleotides. It is a transcript of the gene TMEM44, whose product is annotated as transmembrane protein 44. The record is from RefSeq and is a predicted model, not a curated record. Lineage: Eukaryota; Metazoa; Chordata; Ceratodontiformes; Protopteridae.
UGGUGCUUAAACGUGUUUGGUGUAAUAAAGUGUUCUUUUGCUUGGAUAUAAAGUUCCUGAUAUACUGACUUUGGCAUUUGAGAUGUCAAAAGAGGUCUUGGCAAAAUGAUUCUGUAUUAUUAGCCAUCUACAGUUUUGUGGGCAGUAUGUGCAAUACAGUUGGGGCGUUGCUCUCAAAACAGCUCACCAUUCAGGUUUUCACAGGAGCAUUAAUGGCUGCAAUGGAUCUUCUGCAGUUCCUACUAAUUCUUUAUCCAAUGGGUGCAUUAAGGUCCAACUUCAAGUCUAAAUCCAAUACUUCUGCUUUCCUGCCUGAUGAAGUGCAAGUUCACUCAGCAGUUAGGAUUAACAGCAGUGGUGACAACCUCCGAUAUGGAGGUAUUGCUUCAACAGGUAGAACCUGACACAGAAGACGAAAAAGAAGAUGAUGAUGAGCGACAGGAGAAAAUGCAAACUGAGUCAGUCAAGAAAAAGAAAUUAAGCUGGAUGCCGCUAAACAUUGUUUCUAAAGCCACCAGUCUUCAGAAUUGUGGAUCAGUUGGCUGUUAUGUUGGAAUGAUUAUUGAACCAGUGCAGGAGUGGCAGUCUGAUGGUGAAAAAAAGCACUGGAACUUGCACACAGAGCUCCAGAAUGAACAGGAAACUGCAUGGUGCAGUGUACAGCCCAACGAUAGCUGUGUUCUAACUACCAGCUCUGAAGUGAUUGAACACGUCUGAGGAGUGCAGAAUCAAUGCAAACAUGCAUCUAUAUUAGCAGAGUGCACAGAUAAUGGUGAAAAAAAAUAACUGAAUAUUGACUGAACAGACAAUGACCUGUUAAAUAAUUUCUACACUGCAUGUAUACUGUCUUACAUGUUUCUGCAUUACAAAAAGUUGAUGCAUUUUUUAUGGCUUCCAUCUACUUAAAGGCCGGCUUCAACAGGAUAGUUUUCACACAACACUCAGAAUCACCAUGUGUACCAAAUCAUACAAGCAGAUGUUAAGUAUGCAAUUGCAGAGUGCAUCUUUUAAUAGGCAAGAGCAUAUCCUUUAAACUAGUUAUCUUAUUAAUAACCCUCCAUGUCAGUGACUGAAAGGUAUGUAGAUUCAUGUAGAAAGGACUGUGGCAUCAGGAUGUCUUGCUCAUUAAAAUGGAAAUUAAGAACUA